AUGCGUAAUAUUGUUAUGUUUCCUGACUCGGGUGCUAGUUCCACCUGGGGAUAUCAUGAGUUGAUGUCCAACUUUGAGAAUACACGAGGUUGCAAAGAAACAGGUUUCUACGGAUCUUCAUGUUCGGUUCCGUGUCCUGAAAACUGUCUCCAUCCUUACUGUCACAUAGAAACAGGUGCUUGUCAGGGAUGUAAACCUGGAUACCAGGGACAUCAGUGUAAUGAGUCCUGUAACAGACAUUUCUAUGGAGAGUCCUGUGAGAAGAAAUGUGGAAAUUGUAGUGAUGAAGAAACAUGUAACCAUGUCAACGGAACGUGUGAAAAGGGAUGUGACCAUGUUCGAAUGGAACUUUCGGAAAAAACUGUAAUGAGAAUUGUAACGUCAAUUGCGGUUUACCAGGAAUCUGUAAGAGGACAACAGGAGAAUGUGAGGGCGGAUGCCAGCCUGGCUGGGAGGGACCUCAAUGCAAAAAUGGUUUAUUGA
Saccostrea echinata is the source of this 483-nucleotide messenger RNA. RefSeq names its product multiple epidermal growth factor-like domains protein 11. The coding region runs from base 1 to 483 and encodes 160 amino acids. Gene Ontology annotation, molecular function: scavenger receptor activity. The record is from RefSeq and is a predicted model, not a curated record. Lineage: Eukaryota; Metazoa; Mollusca; Bivalvia; Ostreida; Ostreidae. The transcript is spliced from 4 exons.